AUGCACGAAGAGUCGCCGGCCAACUCCAUCCGUCGCCCAACCGAUCCAGAUGGCCUGGUGUUGGAAGCCUGGGCCCAGGGCUUCAUGGUUGGGGGCCUGCUGUUCAUGAUUGCCAUCACCAUUGCCAACAUGAGACGGCGGGUUCUGCUUCAUAAACUGAUUCUCCUAGAGUUGAUCCUCGGGAUAGGUCAUGGUACAUUUUUGUUUACUCACGAGCCAGUCUAUGGUUGGUAUCUCUCAAUAACUGCGGUCGGCCUGAACAUGUCUUGGAGUCUUCAUAAUGUGAUAGCAUGGAUGAAGAACAGGCCAUUCUUGAGCCGCCGGGUUUCGAUGUUCUAUAUUGGAACCGUCAUUUUGGCUCAGCCGUAUUGGAUUCUCGAGAUAUAUGCGAAUUUCGCCUUCUUCAACAACAUCAACAUGAUUUUCUUGAAAACCAGGCCCUGGGAGCCUCUCUUUCGUGAUCCAUGGUGGAUAUACACAACCUGCAAUAUAUUCUGGGUGAUCAAGUCUCAGUACAGCUUCAGCUUUGCCGAACUCGUUCGCCACAGUCCCAGAUUCGGAGUCAUGCUAGUUUCGAUGUGUGUCUCUAUCAUUUUUAUAAUCGUUGACAUUCUAAGUGUCGUCGGUGUGUUUCGAGGAGCGCUACCGACAGGGCUCAAUCCCUUCUGGAAGAUAUCAUUUGUCUGCAAAUGUCUUUGCGAUGCUGUCGUCCUUGACGAUUUCAAGACGGCACUGGAUAGAUUGCGGGACUACUGGCUAUUGAAAAAUGGUGCUGCCGAGGCUCUGACUAGUGACCCAUCAUCCAGCAGGCGGAACGAUACCAUAGCUCGUCGAAGCCACGGGGCCGGUGCAAACACUUUGGUAAUCCUCGAGCCCGAGCCUACAAAGAGUCGAACUAGAGGAGAUAGCUGGAAUUUCAGCCGCCCUCUCCAGCCGAACUACACUAGCACACGAAGUGUCUACCCACCGCCCUUCCGAGGGUAUAACCGGACAGAACCAGAUGAUGGCGAUGUCUGA
Molecule: messenger RNA, 1017 nt
Organism: Arthroderma uncinatum
Lineage: Eukaryota; Fungi; Ascomycota; Eurotiomycetes; Onygenales; Arthrodermataceae
Exons: 4
Coding region: 1-1017 (338 amino acids)
Source: RefSeq, a predicted model, not a curated record